CCUCUCGGUCUGCUCUUGUUAAAUCCGCGGCUCCAGACCGGAAGUGCUCGUUUGUUCCGUGAGGUGAAGAUCAGCAGUAGAAGAGAAACGUAAACAUUAAGAUGGCUCACAGGCUCCUGCUACGUAGAAUUUGGACGCUGUCUGCGAAAGAGAUCCGCUGCCUCCCAGCCUCCACUGCCUCCGUCGCCUCCUCCUCUUUCUCCACCUCCUCCUUCUCCACCUCCCCGCAGUCCGCCACAGCCCGGGUCUUCCUCCUCUCUCCGUCACGCACUCCCCCUCGCUCCCUUCCUCACACCUUCAGCCGGGCCGUCUCCUUCAAUGUCCAGGACCACGACGACUUCACAGAGAGGGUCAUCAACAGCGAGCUGCCCGUGCUCGUCGACUUCCACGCACAGUGGUGCGGUCCCUGUAAGAUCCUCGGGCCGAGGCUGGAGAAGGCUGUAGCGAAACAGAAAGGCCGCGUUGCCAUGGCGAAAGUCGACAUAGACGAUCACACAGACCUCGCUAUUGAAUAUGGGGUGUCUGCUGUCCCGACAGUCAUCGCCAUACGUGGAGGGGACGUCGUCGACCAAUUUGUCGGGAUCAAAGACGACGACGAGCUGGAGUCAUUUGUCAGCAAAGUCAUUGGACAGUGAAGCGUGUGUUCCCGCCCUCCCACUCACCAACAUACUUCUUCUUUCUUUUGUACGACUCCAACAUGGCCGGCAGCCCUUCGCCGCCAUCUUGAACCUGUUUAGCAGGCGCCAACAAUAAUUACAAACAUGCCACCAUCCCAGCUGGCAAACUCUCAAACUCUCACACCCAAACCUAGACACGCUGCCUCAGCUGCGCAUCGCUGCUUCCGUCUUGCUCCUGUUUCUCUUGUCUAGCGCUGGGUGUGUGCCUCCAUUAGCCUUUUAGUUCACGCUGUGCUCCAUUUUGGAGCAGCUCCAUUUCUCUUGAAUAAUGCGACGGCUCCUCGGCUCCUCUCAUAACCCUGGAGCUGCCGAGCUGGUGUGCAACAGUUUAAUGUUAAAGUCUAUAGAAUGGAAAUUACCCCGCUGUUACGCACUUAUACUGUUUUACAUGAGGGACGAGCAUUUGUAGUUUUAACGUUGAAGAGGAUUGAACUUAAAACCAGACGAUACUGAAUGAGAAUCGUGACAGUGUUACCUGUAGUUCCUACUUUUCUCCACGAGAGGGUGGCAUUUCUUUAACAUUGCAAAGCCACACAUGGUCAUUUUACACCAUUAUGCCUAAUACUGUGAGAGGAAGGUGUGUGUGUGUGUGCGUGCGCGUGUACGUCUUUAGGUCCUGACUGUGAAGCUUAAGUCGAGUUUGAUUUAAUUUAUUACUGAAGUGAACUCUAUGUACAGAAAACGUGAUAAGUCAGUAAUAAAGUAAACGAAACAUG
This is a messenger RNA of Hippoglossus stenolepis (Pacific halibut), 1393 nucleotides long. RefSeq names its product thioredoxin 2 (gene txn2). Gene Ontology annotation, molecular function: protein-disulfide reductase activity. Bases 102 to 635 code for a protein of 177 amino acids. Gene Ontology annotation, biological process: cell redox homeostasis. Gene Ontology annotation, cellular component: mitochondrion. NCBI's taxonomy places the organism in Eukaryota, Metazoa, Chordata, Actinopteri, Pleuronectiformes, Pleuronectidae. The transcript has 4 exons. The record is from RefSeq and is a predicted model, not a curated record.